This is a messenger RNA of Hyalella azteca, 1615 nucleotides long. Its product is annotated as putative defense protein. Bases 190 to 681 code for a protein of 163 amino acids. Lineage: Eukaryota; Metazoa; Arthropoda; Malacostraca; Amphipoda; Hyalellidae. The transcript has 4 exons. The record is from RefSeq and is a predicted model, not a curated record. Gene Ontology annotation, molecular function: oxidoreductase activity, acting on metal ions.
AACACACGUUACAAUGAAAUAUAUAAAAGACUUGAAAUAAAAUAGCAUGAUUUCCAGGUAAUAGCUAUUACUUACGUCAGGUUGUCAAUGUGGAUCCUGGGAAGCUUUCUUUGACCUAUUAAAUUUGUAUUGGCUGGGACUUUGAUUAAAUUUGGGUAGAUAAUUAAAGGAUACUUAAUAAUUGAAAAAAUGCCCCGUGUACACGCCGCGUUGCUUGCGUGCGUGUUUCUAGCUGUCACUCUUUUUGUGGGCGAAAGCUUAGGGUUCAGCAGCGGUAGCGUAAGUCUUGCAUGCGACAGCAUGUAUCCUCUUCACCUAACCCUCGGACCGCAGCGCAGCCGAUCUCCGUUCGUCAUCCACGCCAGCAAGGAAGAUAAUAACACCAUCAGAGUGACGCUUACUUCCGAGGCGGAAACCUUUCGCGGCUUCUUCCUGCAGGCCCGCGACAAAGACGACCAGAGGGUCGGCAAGUUCUUGAGCGUGCAAGGCGAUGGACAAAUUCUGCGCUGUGACGAAGAGGGUAAUUCAGUGUCGCACAAAAGUCCCGAGGAUAAGCGUCAAGUUUCGAUGACGUGGGUCCCUCUUCAGCAUCGCGGGGCUGUGAUAUUUCAAGCCACUGUGGUGCAGCGGUACAACACAUUUUGGACGAAUAUCAGGUCUCGAAUGUAUAACGUUUCGUAAUAAUUCAUCAUUCACAGUAAGUGUAGCCGGAGAGUAAAUGAAUUCCCCCACUGUUUUAAGUAUUCAACGGUGCGUUUAGGUUUUAAAGUCGUUAUAAACAAUUUUACAGUUUGUACAUCGUUGACUACAGUCAGUUUAUAAUAUCUUCAAGAAUCUAAGAUGCUUUAAUACGAGUGGUUCUUUUCCGUAUAACCUAGGUUUUUGCACUAAGUUGUUAUUCAACAAAACGCUGUUCAGGAAGUGGUACCGUAAUCACUAUACACGUAGAAUGUGACAUUCGUCAGCCUUCUGUAUUGUCAUUUCUCAAUUUUACUAUUUGUACGUUACAUAAUCUGAACUUUGACAUUUUACUAUCCAAAUCGUUCUUCAUCACAACUGAAGAAAAUAAACGGACCUCGGUGCGUAUCAAACAAACAUCUGGAAUAACAUUUUAUUGUCAAUGUAAAUGUUUAGACAUUUUCUCUGUAAGUGAAUAGUGACGCCGGAGCUGAAACUUCUUGUCCCCAGUAAAUUAUUCAUCCAAAAAAAUCUCUACUGUACAGGCAAUUUUUAUUUUAUAACAUUUUUUUUAUUUUAUCGGUAGCUUCAAUCGUAAAACAGUGAGAAUACAAUAUCAAUUCUGACGGAUAUUUUAUCGCUCACGCUAAUGUAUUAUUUACAAAUGGGUGGAAAACAUUCAAAUUUGAAUUACACGAAUUUCUUUGAGUGGAGUAGUUUUUUCGUCCCCUAGAUUGAUGAGGUCAUACCUGAAGACUUAAUUUUCUCAGUAUUGAUUCCAGAAAAUGGUAUGGUGGGUAACCAUAUCAUUCUUAACUCUCAACAAGUGCUGGAUUUCUCAACUACUAUUUUAGUUCUCUGAUUUACUCAUAUCGCAAUUAUCUGAAAUGACAAAAAAUAUAGCUCUGAUUUGCAGUUAGCAUUUAUGAAAAUGAUU